UAAUUAAUGGCAUGUUUAACAUUCACUGCGAUUCUUAUUGCUUUGUUUUGGGUUUCUCUACUGCUACUACUCCAAUUGACAACGACUAAUGCAACCAAAGUUUCUCAUGAUGGUAGGGCCAUUACAAUUGAUGGCCAACGUCGACUUCUCAUUUCUGGUUCCAUUCAUUAUCCACGUAGCACCACUAAGAUGUGGCCUGAUUUGAUUAAGAAAGCAAAGGAUGGAGGAGUUGAUGCAAUUGAGACUUAUGUUUUUUGGAAUGCCCAUGAGCCUUUUCGUCGUCAAUAUGACUUUUCUGGCAACUUGGAUCUCAUAAGGUUUAUAAAAACGAUUCAAGAUCACGGCUUUAUGCGGUUCUUCGCAUUGGACCUUAUGUCUGUGCCGAAUGGAAUUACGGGAUUUCCACUAUGGUUGCACAACAUGCGUGGAAUAGAUCUUCUACGAACAGCUGAUACGGUGUACAUGAAUGAGAUGCAAAAUUUUACUGGAAUGAUAGUGGAUAUGGUCGAGAAUGAGUAUGGCAAUGUGAUGAAACCUUAUGGGGAUGCUGCAAAAGCCUAUGUUGACUGG
Molecule: messenger RNA, 570 nt
Organism: Cynara cardunculus var. scolymus (artichoke)
Lineage: Eukaryota; Viridiplantae; Streptophyta; Magnoliopsida; Asterales; Asteraceae
Product: beta-galactosidase 15
Biological process (GO): carbohydrate metabolic process
Cellular component (GO): cell wall; vacuole
Molecular function (GO): beta-galactosidase activity
Source: RefSeq, a predicted model, not a curated record